AUGGUUUAUGCCAUCAAGGAGAUAAAUGGAAAUGAGUUUCUGCUCCCUAACAUCUCCCUGGGCUUCCACAUCUUUGAUACCUGUGUGCACAUCUCUCGUGCUGUCUGGGAGACUCUUACCUGCCUGACAGGAAGGGAUCACCCAACUCUGAACUACCAGUGUAACCGGAAGGUCAGUUAUGCUGCCACUGUAAUCACGCUGAGCAAUCGCCUCUUAUACCCGUCAUUCUUCCGCACUGCUUCUAGUGACGACAAACAGUCCCGGGCCUUGGCUAAGCUGGUCUUCUACAUGGGCUGGAAAUGGGUUGGAUUGCUCUCGCUCAACAAUGAUUACGGCAUCUUGGGCUCCCAGAUCCUCAAAGAAGAGCUCCAGAACAUGGGGGUGUGCAUUGCUUACCAUGAGACUUUUGGUCAGGGGACGUCCUUGAAGAAAAUCCAAUCCAUAGCCGACAUUAUUGUUCGAUCCUCAGCCAAGGUUGUCAUAGUGUUCUCCAGGGAUCCUCAAAUCAACCAGCUAAUGGAGCUGUUCUUAAAGAGAAAGGACGUGGACCGAAUUUGGCUGGCCAGUAAUGGGUGGUCUACCUCUCCAUUGCUCUCCAUUACAAGGUUUAGCCAUACAAUGGUUGGAACACUGGGAUUUUCAUUGCAUGAAGUGGAUAUGCCGGGGUUCAGGGAAUUUCUAUUGGGCGUCCAUCCAUCCACUUCUCUCCCUCAGGACAUCUUCAUCAACACCUUCUGGGAGAUAGCUGUUGGCUGCAGAUGGCCGAUUGCAAGUGCUGACGGAGGAAAUGAAACGGUGUGGUGCACAGGAGAGGAGAAGCUGAAAGAAUUCUCCAACAAAAAAUAUGAAAAUAAUUACUUGGAUCUCAUAUUUCAGUAUCGAAUAUAUAAUGCAGUAUAUGCCGUGGCCCAUGCUCUCCAUGAUCUAAUAUUCUCCUGUGCAUUCCGACAGGAAGCCACCAUGCCAGGAAAAUGCGUGGACCUCUCCAACAUAAAGCCAUGGCAGAUCUUCCAGCACCUGAAGAGCGUCUACUUCAGGAAUCGGAUGGGAGAAGAAAUAUACUUCGAUGCCAAUGGGAACCCACCGACUGACUAUGAUCUUCUGAACUGGCAGCUGAACUCAGAUGGCACCAUUUCAUUUGUGAAGGUCGGACGCUACAAAAUACUUGAGUCCCAAGAAAAUGAGUUGAACAUUAAUAUUACUGCUAUCAAGUGGAUCACUGGAGUCCAAGAGAUCCCGAUCUCUGUUUGUACUAACAGUUGCUCAUCUGGAUUUCGGAAGGCUUCCCUGAAGGGACAACCCAUGUGUUGCUUUGGCUGCGUUCCUUGUUCAGAGGGGGAAAUUUCAAACCAAAUAGAUUCCAACAACUGCCAUCUAUGUAGCCCCGAGACAUGGCCCAAUGAAAAUAAAACAAUGUGCAUCCCUAAGGCUGUAGAGUUCCUGUCCUACUGGGAACCCCUUGGAAUAACCUUGACUUCUACCGCUAUCUUCUGCUUCUUUACUUCCACAAGUAUCUUGUGUGUCUUUGUCAAAUACAAAGACACAGCCAUUGUCAAAGCCAAUAAUCGUGAUCUUACCUAUGUCCUCCUUACCUCUCUAUGUUUAAGUUUCCUCUGCUCUCUACUUUUCAUUGGAGAACCUCAAAAAUUCACCUGUCUCCUCCAUCAAGGAGCUUUUGGAGUUAUAUUUGUUCUUUGCAUUUCGUGCAUCUUUGCUAAAACUUUGAUGGUGGUCAUAGCUUUCCGGGCAACCAAACCAGGAAACAAUACGAGAAGAUGGCUGGGACCAACAGUUCCUGCUUUGAACGUCUCCACCUGCACCUUUAUCCAGCUGUUUAUUUCCAUCUACUGGAUUCUGUCCUGCCCCUCGUUGCCAGAGAAGAACAUCAAGAUAAUGACUGGAGUCAUCAUCUAUCAAUGUAACGAAUGUUCUGCCACGUUGCUCUGGUGGAUGCUGGGAUACAUGGCGUUUCUAGCCUGCGUCAGCUUCCUUGUUGCGUUUCUUGCCAGAAACUUGCCAGAUAACUUCAAUGAGGCCAAGUGGAUCACCUUCUCCAUGUUGAUCUUUUUGAGUGUCUGGAUCUCCUUUGUCCCCGCAUAUCUCAGCACUCAUGGCAAGUUUAUGGUGGCCGUUGAGGUGUUUGGAAUAAUUUCUUCUAGUGCCGGGAUCCUAGGUUGCUUUUUCUUCCCUAAGUGCUAUAUUAUAUUAUUUAGAGCUGAUCUCAACACGCGUGAGAACCUACUAGGCAAAGGGCACAAGCAGAAGUUUAAUCCCAAGAUAACACAGACUCUUUAAAAGCAAACAUAAAUUGCAUUGGAAGUACAGCAAAGAGUGUAUGAGUUCCAUAUUCCAGAAUUACUGGGAAUA
Messenger RNA from Pseudophryne corroboree (corroboree frog), 2367 nucleotides. Its product is annotated as extracellular calcium-sensing receptor-like. The record is from RefSeq and is a predicted model, not a curated record. Lineage: Eukaryota; Metazoa; Chordata; Amphibia; Anura; Myobatrachidae. Bases 1 to 2295 code for a protein of 764 amino acids. Gene Ontology annotation, biological process: G protein-coupled receptor signaling pathway. Gene Ontology annotation, molecular function: G protein-coupled receptor activity. The transcript has 5 exons. Gene Ontology annotation, cellular component: plasma membrane.